UUCAGUUGCUACACCGAACCAAAGCCCUGUUCGUAGAAUGGUAUACAAAAAAUCCCUGAUUUGAUUUUGGUACCUUGAGAUUCCUUUCUCUCUCUCUCUCUCUCUCUCUCUGUGGCUCUGAAAGAAUGGCCGCCAGCAUGUUUAGCAGAGUUGCAUCAUGUAAUAAGCUUGUCAAACCCUGUUACUCUUCUUCUCUUUUGUCAUACUUCAUCCCACACGAGUCUCAACAUCUAAACCCCAACCCUAUUCCCCUUACGCCCUUGUUCACCCAAUAUUCCAAUUCAAUUUCCCCACAAAACUUGUCUACCUCCAUUUCUAAUCUCUCCAACUUCCCCAUAUACAAAUCCCAAUCUUCACAAUACCAUAAACCCAUAAAUUUCAAUCAUAUUCUGAUCAGAUCUUACACAACUUCAAGUCCAAGUCCCAGAUUCACAAAUCAACUACACUUGCUAGAUAAAUACCCCCGAAACCCUAACUCUAAUUGGUUGUUCACACAUGAAAAACCCAAGUACUUCUCUAGCUCUGAUUCAUCAUCAUCAUCAUCACCACCUGAUGGUGAAAUACCCCCAAACCCUAGUCCAUACCCUAGUCAAAACCCUGGAUUCAAGCACCAAGAGAUUGAGGGACCGACUGUGGAGCGAGAUGUCUCCGCACUGGCCAAUGAGACACGACAAGUCCUCGAAACCAUGAUGAAGAACAUCUAUGGCCUGAGCAAGGCAUUAGCUAUUCUGGGUCUGGUCCAGCUUGGGUUGGGAGCUUGGAUUUCCUACAUUACUCAGUCUUCGGCAAUUGUGGAGGUUUCAAUUCAGAGUUCUAUGGCUUUUGGAUUCCCCUUCGCUUUGGCAUUCUUGUUGCGGCGGUCGCUGAAGCCCAUGUACUUCUUUAAGAAGAUGGAAGAGCUUGGUAGGUUGCAGAUUUUGACUUUAACUCUUCAAAUUGCUAAGAACUUGAAUUUGCUUUUCUUGCGAGUUCGUAGUGUUUCCUACUUGUGUAUUGCAGGAGCUUCAGUUGGGUUGGUGUUUACCGCACUUUCAAGAUCAACUUAAAUCACAUGUCACAACUUUCCAUUACAUUGUCAUUAAUUUGGUCCUUUUUUUUUCGUGGGAUUUUCACAUGGUAUCUAUAUUCGUAAUAAUUUUGAAGUAUGGUAUACCCUUGAUUGGGUAUUUUUAUUUCAGUCUUCAAGUUACUUCUCAUCAAUUUGAAACGUAGCUGUACUGCUUUUAUUUUAAUAACUUUUUUACUCUGGAAUCUGCUGUUAUGUACAAGUAGGACAAACAAUAUGAUGAUCAAAGCUUUCAUGUUGAAGCUUGAUAAUGAUUUUAUGCUGCAAUUCAUAUAGGGACAAAAUGUGUUUAAUA
Molecule: messenger RNA, 1361 nt
Organism: Camellia sinensis
Lineage: Eukaryota; Viridiplantae; Streptophyta; Magnoliopsida; Ericales; Theaceae
Source: RefSeq, a predicted model, not a curated record